CAUUUAACUUUGCUGAAUUACUUGGCUGACAUUGGAGAGCUUCCAUUAGCCACUGAACACAUACAAUGCAUUGCAGAUAAGUCGCCCACACUGCUACAUACUAUUCAAACUGAAUUAGCAGCGUCACUUUCAUCAUCAUUAGAACCAGAUUCAGCCGUUCGGUUGUCGAGGGAAAUGGCCAAAUUAUCUAUGCCUACUAUAGUGUAGAGUCCUGGGGCUAUCUUAAUAUCCAAAUCCAAUGAGUUGAUGUCUUUAGAUGGAUACGCAUAGUUCUUUGCUUCUGUUUCUUGAAUUUGAGGCAGGAAAAAAACAGCUCAGUUGCACAUACAACAGAGGAUGGUUAUGGCAAUGAUGCAGAUGGAAGUGUGGCAGCAGAGAAGGAACUGGAGCUCUGGUGGGUCCGCUGGGUCCCAGUGAGGGCGAGAACAGAAUCAUCAUUUCUUGAUUUUCCAAUGCUGAAGCUCUUGAGUUCGAGCAAAAAUCUGAACUUUUGAUCUUGAGUUCUAGGAUUACCUCCACCUUUACAAUGUGGUAUCCUGGUACAUUGAGUGAGGGUUUUCUGUUGAAAAUGUGGGCAAAAUUGAGAGAAAUAAUGAAAAAAUGAUGACGGAGAUCAUGUGGAGAAGAUGACAGCCAUGACCCAUGUUCUUGGAUCCAAAAUCAGAGAAAAACUUUUCACUACCUUUUUUGGGGUGUAAAGUAUCUCAUAUUACCUUUCUGCUUAAAACAAGUCAGGAACUAGAGAAGUUUGUUUCUGGAUGGUAUAACUGUUGCAGUAGAGAAGAAGGGCCUGUUUUAUUCAAAUUUACUGAAACUGGGUAGAGAAGACUUCUUUGAGGCCUGACAUGGAAAGCAGGAAUCGUUCGCUCUGGACAAAUGGAGAGGAGAAAAUCAGUAGACAAAUGCAUGCAGAACCAAAAAGAGUCUACGCUCCACCUUGUCCUCCGUCUUCGUGGUGGGAUGCAGAUUUUUGUGAAAACCCUUACUGGGAAAACCAUCACUCUUGAGGUUGAGAGCUCAGAUACCAUUGACAAUGUCAAAGCAAAGAUCCAGGACAAAGAGGGGAUUCCGCCUGAUCAGCAACGGCUAAUAUUUGCUGGGAAGCAACUUGAGGAUGGGCGAACUCUUGCAGAUUACAAUAUCCAGAAGGAAUCUACACUCCACCUUGUCCUCAGGCUUCGUGGUGGGAUGCAAAUAUUUGUGAAGACUCUUACUGGUAAAACUAUUACCCUGGAAGUUGAAAGCUCAGACACAAUUGACAAUGUCAAAGCAAAAAUUCAGGACAAGGAGGGGAUUCCUCCAGACCAGCAGAGAUUGAUCUUUGCUGGCAAACAACUUGAGGAUGGAAGGACCUUGGCAGAUUACAAUAUUCAGAAGGAAUCGACCCUCCAUCUUGUGCUGCGAUUGAGGGGUGGCAUGCAGAUUUUUGUCAAAACCUUGACUGGGAAGACCAUUACAUUAGAGGUUGAGAGUUCAGACACAAUCGACAAUGUCAAGGCCAAGAUUCAGGAUAAGGAAGGCAUUCCUCCAGACCAACAGCGAUUGAUCUUUGCUGGUAAGCAGCUUGAAGAUGGCAGGACUCUUGCUGAUUAUAAUAUUCAAAAAGAGUCUACUCUUCAUCUAGUUUUGCGAUUGAGAGGUGGGAUGCAAAUCUUUGUAAAGACUUUGACAGGGAAGACAAUCACUUUGGAGGUGGAAAGCUCUGAUACAAUUGAUAAUGUGAAGGCAAAAAUUCAGGACAAGGAAGGGAUACCACCGGAUCAGCAGCGGCUGAUCUUUGCAGGGAAGCAGCUCGAAGAUGGCCGUACCCUUGCAGAUUAUAACAUCCAGAAAGAAUCAACCCUUCACCUUGUUCUUCGCCUCCGGGGUGGUCAUUUCUGAGGAUAGAAUGCUGUUUGAUAUGCAAACAAUAUACCUAUGUUAAUUUUCUGUUUGGUUUUCUAUAUUUCUGUUUCUAAACUACCUCUUUUCUGAAGACUAGCUUGUUUGGAUUUUCUAUGUAGUACUACAAUAAUAAAAGUUGUAUUAAAGCUUUA
Molecule: messenger RNA, 2036 nt
Organism: Sesamum indicum (sesame)
Lineage: Eukaryota; Viridiplantae; Streptophyta; Magnoliopsida; Lamiales; Pedaliaceae
Product: polyubiquitin 3
Molecular function (GO): protein binding
Source: RefSeq, a predicted model, not a curated record